Molecule: messenger RNA, 1185 nt
Organism: Physcomitrium patens
Lineage: Eukaryota; Viridiplantae; Streptophyta; Bryopsida; Funariales; Funariaceae
Source: RefSeq, a predicted model, not a curated record
GUCUGGAGCAGCAUUGCUGAAGUGGAGUACUGCAACAUUUUGUAUCAUUUUAUGUGGUCUUCAUUGCGAAGCUUCAGUUUUUUUUCUAGGACAAGAUGGGGGAGUUGCCAGCUGCAGCUGUGAAACGGACUGCCGUGGUGAUCUUGCUGCUGGCGAUGACUACCUCUUCUCUCGCCGCGACCAUCACCGUCCGAAACCAAUGUUCGAUUUGGAUCUCGGCUUGCCAAGAGUCCUACGAAAAGCCUGCAACCUGCUUUGCGUUGAGGCCGAAGACUGGGUCACGCAAGCUGAAUGUUGGUACGGUCUGGAAGUCGGGUGUCAUUUGGGGGUUCCGCAGCAGCAACGCCAAUGUUCAACAAGGAAUACUAGCCAAGCCACAGGCAAACCUGGCUGAGCUCACUCUCGGGUUAAGCAAAGUGGACUCUUACGAUCUAAGCAAUAAGUUAAGCCGCAUUUUACAAUCUGCUGGCAACAGAAUAACCAAAUUCAAUAUGGCUCACACUGAUCAACUGAUGGACAUGCUUAUUCUGUACUGGUGACUUUGGUGACUCAGUAGCGUUGGUAGCCUCGAAAUAUAUCACUCACAUCGUAGUUUGGAAUCGAGACAUGCAGAAUGCGUAUAAUCUCCCUUUGAUGAUCCACCCAACUUUCACGAACGGGGGAGUUCGACAAGGACUACACUGCGGCAGUCCCAAAUGCACCAUCCCCAAUCUGACUUCCUUCUGCAAGCCACCAAAUAAAUUGACCGGCCCACCAGGAAAUGGAUGCUACAACGUGGUAGGGCCCACGACGCCGAGUCCCACUACCUCAACUCUGGCAUUCAAGAGAGCAUGUCCCUCUUCCUACUCGUAUCACAAGGACGACACAAAAUUCAACCCAGGUGUGGUGUAUGGCUGCAAUAAUGGCAGCAACUACGAGGUCGUCUUCUGCCCAUGAAGACCCAAAGCUUGGUGCCCGAGAGCCAGUGGCACCCAGCGUCAGCGCCACGCCGUCAAAUUCACGUAGCAUUCGGUCAGAGCAGGUUUUUCCACCAUGAAAUAGUGCGUAAUUAGAGAAUACACGACGAUUGAGACAGGAAGAUUAUGCAGAGAGAGAGAGAGGGAGAGAGAGGUGGGGACUGUGUGUUGAUCUGCAGUAAGUGUGUGUGUUUUCCAGUUCAUCGAAUCGGAUAUGUCAAUAAAAUUC